Messenger RNA from Populus trichocarpa (black cottonwood), 869 nucleotides. Its product is annotated as brassinosteroid-responsive RING protein 1. The coding region runs from base 99 to 617 and encodes 172 amino acids. Lineage: Eukaryota; Viridiplantae; Streptophyta; Magnoliopsida; Malpighiales; Salicaceae. The transcript has a single exon. The record is from RefSeq and is a predicted model, not a curated record.
ACCCAGCAGCCUCCUCUCCCUCCACAUCUCUCUUUAUCUAACACAAACUCUCUCUCUCUCUCUCUCUGUGACAUAAGAAGAAACACAAGUAGAGCAGCAUGGGUUUUCCUGUAGGCUAUUCAGAAAUAGUUCUCCCAAAACUCCUCCUCCACACACUUUCUUUCCUGGGUUUCAUUAGAAAACUGAUAAACACUCUCUUUCACUGCAUAGGUCUCCCUGACUUUCUUGAACCGGGCAUUUCUUCCUCUUCUUCAACUGAGAAUACCCCCCCAUUUCGUGUCCCUGACUUUCACAGUCACUCUGUUUCUGCCCUUCUGAUACGCGAGAUCCUUCCUGUUGUCAAGUUUUCGGAGCUUGUUGAUCCUUCUGCUGAUAGCUGUGCUGUUUGUCUGUACGAGUUUGAAGAGUCCGACGAGAUCAGACGGCUUGCAAACUGUCGCCAUAUAUUCCACAAAUGCUGUUUGGACCGUUGGAUGGGGUAUGAUCAGAUAACUUGUCCACUUUGUAGGACACACGUUAUUCCCGAUGAUAUGCAAGAGAGUUUCAAUGAAAGGCUAUGGGCUGCUUCUGCUAUUACUGAUUUUUAUGGGGAGUAUUCACAAAUCCCUGGCUUGUAGUAGAUUUUAUUUUAAGAAGAAAAGAUAAGGAACAGAGAUUUAUUUUUUUCCUUUCUGUUUUGCCUCUUUUUUCUGGGGGGGUUGAGGUGGGUAUGGUUUGUAAAUAUACAAAAGUGGUUGGGUAUAAAAAAAACAAAAAACAGAGAGAAAAUCCAGGUGUUAGAAUUAGGUUUUCUGUACAUAUAGAUUUUGUUAAUUUCCCUAUCUAUGGGUUGACGAGCUUCAAUAUUGGCAGUCCCGUGCUUUCCUCCA